Molecule: messenger RNA, 3568 nt
Organism: Quercus robur (English oak)
Lineage: Eukaryota; Viridiplantae; Streptophyta; Magnoliopsida; Fagales; Fagaceae
Product: disease resistance protein At4g27190-like
Exons: 2
Coding region: 410-3241 (943 amino acids)
Molecular function (GO): ATP hydrolysis activity; ADP binding
Source: RefSeq, a predicted model, not a curated record
ACACUUUCAUUCAUCUUCCCCCACAACCCACUCCUAUAUCAACUGCUGCUUACACUUUUUCAUUUCAAUGACUUUACUCACCCACCUGCCCUGAAUCUGACUCGCUCGCUCUCAUCAAUUGGUCAACAAUUGUCAUACUCCGAGUUCAUUCGCAAAACCCAAACUAUGUCCUCUUAUCUUCAGUCCGUGACCGGACUCUCAGGUCUUGGGACCUAAAUUUGGACCCAUGCUCGAUAAUUUAUGUGAGAGAAGCUUCCGGCAUCUCCCAUAGCAAAAUUUUCGGCAUGGAAGUGGUGGGUGCAGCUGUCGGUGCACUAGUGGAACUAGCGAUCUUCUCUGUAGUUGUGUCAGUUCUAAGACCAACACCACUUUCAAUUUGCAUUCAAAUCUUGCUGCUGUUGAGCAGGAGAUGAAAAGCCUUACGGAUCGUAUAAAAGAAGUCAAAGGUGAAACGGAGGCAGCGGAGAAAGAAGGAAACAAAAUCAGAUCUGAAGUCGUAACUUGGCUUCAGGACGUGGAAACGCUUCAGCCUGGAGUCGAUGCAAUUCAAGGACAAAUGGUCAACAACGAAAAGCCUUCUCGAUGUUUCUUAAAUUGCAGAAAACGGUAUAGAGCGAGCAGGGAAGUGGAAAAAACUCUGGAAGAGAUCAAAAGGCUUCUUCUUGUAGCUGAAAAAUUCAACUAUGAUGUGGUUUGUCCUACUAGAGUUCCCAGAGCAGUGGAGCAUAUUCCUGGACCUUCAAUUCAAGGUCAAACAACUGCAUCAAAAAAAUUAGACGAGAUUAGGAAGGCAUUGGAUGAUGGAUUCAAAAGGAUUGGUAUUUGGGGACUAGGAGGAAUUGGCAAGACUACUCUGGUGAAGAACUUGAAUAAUGAGCUCAAAACGGCUUCUACACAGCCUUUUGGCAUUGUCAUUUGGGCCACCGUUUCCAAGAAUGUGGUCAUUAAAAAUGUCCAGACACGAAUAGCUGAAAGAUUAAAAUUGCAGGUGGAAAAGGAAGAAAGCGAGCUAGGAAUGGCCAAUCGGCUUUAUGAAAGGCUUCAGAAAGAAGAAAAAUUUCUACUCAUUCUAGAUGAUGUUUGGGCGAAAAUUGAUUUAGACACUUUGGGUGUCCCAGGGCCGGAUGUUCAUAAAGGCUGUAAGAUCAUAUUGACUUCUCGACUUAAGGAAGUCUGUAGGGCUAUGACAACCGAUCUCGAAAUCAAAAUAGAAGUUUUAAAUGAUGUUGAAGCUUGGCAAUUGUUUUGUCAAAAAGCAGGGGAUGUGGAUCAUCUAGAAGAAAUUAAACCAUUAGCAGAAGCAAUUGUAAAAGAAUGUUGCAGAUUACCACUAGCCAUCAUCGUCGUGGGAGCUGCCAUGAGAAAAAAGACAAAGGUCGAGUUGUGGAAGCAUGCAUUAAAUCAGUUGCAAAGAUCAGUGCCUUCUAUAGAAGGAAUUGAGGCUGAGGUCUAUAAGCCGUUGAGGUUGAGUUACGAAUCAUUACAAGGUAACAACAACAUAAAAUCUUGUUUCUUAUAUUGCUGUCUAUUUCCCGAGGACUAUACAAUUUUUAUAAGGGAUUUAGUACGCUACUGGCGGGCAGAAGGUUUGAUAGGUGAAGGACAGAAUUGGGAGGAUAUGGACGAAGGCAUUUCUUUGAUUGAAAAUCUGAAGGACUCUUGUUUGUUGGAAGAUGGUCCCUGGACUUCCUCUGUGAAGAUGCAUGACGUUGUUCGGGACGUUGCUAUAUGGAUUUCAUCAACGUCUGAGGAUGGGUGUAAAUCCCUUGUUCGUUCGGGGAUUGGGUUGAGUGAGAUUUCUGUUGGAGAGUUUUCAAAUUCAAAUUCAAAUUCUCUCGAUAGAGUUUCUUUCAUGGGUAACAACAUAACAAGGCUACCUGAUUGCAUGAUACAAUGUUCAAAGGCCUCGGUUCUGCUACUCGGAGACAAUCAUGCCCUUGACACGGUUCCUGAGAAAUUCCUGCAAGGGUUUGUAGCACUAAAGGUAUUGGAUCUCGGUGAUACCAGCAUCCGGUCAUUGCCUCAUUCUCUACUUCAACUUAGAGAUCUCCGUGUUCUUCGUCUUUGGAAUUGCCGUAAUCUUGAAGAACUACCCUCACUGGGAACACUUACUAAACUUCGAGAUCUUGAUCUUCGUGGCACGUGUAUCGCAAAUUUCCCAAGAGGGAUUGAAAACCUGAGUGAGCUUAGGGAUUUAAACUUAGACGAGACUAGUGAACUGAAAAGCAUUCAACCUGGAAUUAUAUCCCAGUUGUCUUGUUUAGAAAGUCUAUCUAUGUGGGCUAGUGGCUUUCAUUUCCGUUUGAAGGGAGAGGAAGAUGGACAGGCAACUUUUGAAGAGCUCAAAUCAUCCUUUAAUCGAUUACAUUACUUAAACAUCUCAUUCAAAGGGAUCCCAUGGGAAAAAUCCGAAGAUCUUUCCUGGAUAAAUAGAAUGAGUCAUCUUCGACUUUGUUUUUAUGAUGCACAAGGAAGGAGCGUCCUAAUUACAUUCGAUGAAAAAAGGUGUUCUAUCCGGAAUCUUAAUCUUUCUCUCUCGCAAGAAUGGAUUGGGUGGUUCUGGGAUAAUUCAAGUUCUCUGCAAUUAGAACAAUGUACAGGACUGGUUGAAAUGCUUGAAGACUUCAUUGAAAGUGAUGCCAGCUUUGCUGGUUUAAAGUCACUUUCUAUUACAAAAUGUCCAACCAGUUUAGGGUGGGGAGGAGGAUGUGCUGCCCGCUGUGACCUACUACCAAACCUGGAGGAACUUCAUCUCGAAAGUAUGGAAAACCUAAAUAGCAUUUCAGAGCUAGCUGGUCAUCUUGGGCAGAGAUUUCAUAGCCUAAGAUCAAUAAAAGUGGAAUUCUGUCAUCAGAUGAAAUAUCUUCUCUCCUGUGGUGACUUCAUUCAGACUCUGCCAAACCUAGAAGUAAUCAAUGUAAGCAAUUGUGAGAACUUAGAAAAGCUCUUUAAUAAUGAAUCAGGGCAGAACAUAUCUCCAGAACCUAUGGUUCCAAAACUAAGGAUAUUGCAAUUGUGGAACCUUCCCGCAUUCAAAACUCUUUGCAGACACAAGGAGACAUGGCCAUGUCUGGAGCAGGUUAGAGUGCGCGGGUGCAAAGGUCUCAGAAGGCUGCCUCUUACUAACCAAAAUGUAGGUACCAUAAAAGAAAUAAAAGUAGAAUCAGAAUGGUGGGAUGCUUUGGAGUGGGAUGAUGACCAAACCAAAACAAGUUUGCUGCCUUUUUUCCAUCCUUUGUAGUUGGGUGGCUUCGGUCAAAUGAGGGCUUCGGCCCAAAGUGGCCCUUUUGAUUGUGUUUGAAAAUUGAGUGAGUUAAGAGUUCGUUUUCGUAGUGUGAAAGCACCGAUCCGUUUUUUUUUUUUUUUUUUUUUUUUUUUUUUUUUUUUUUUUUUUUUAAAUUCAAGUUUGAGAGUAUGUUCAAUAUUAGAGUGUGAGUACACCAUUGCGUGUAUUGGAAAUUUGUAAUAAUUGAGUGUCAUGUUUGUGAGUUAAGAUUGAAAGAGUUUUGAGUUACCCAUAUUGGGUUUGAAAUUGUGAGAGGUUUAUAGAGUUUGAAGUUUGUAUCUA